GGGCCAUCCCGUCCAAGCGUGGGUCUUCCAGCCGGCAGGUCCACGGCUGGCAGGCCUGUGCCCUCCGGUUACGAGGAGGAGGAGGCUGCCAAAGACCAUGGGCUGAAACAAUCACCAGCGCAGCCUCCAGGCCGUCUGCCCAGCAUCGAUGAGACCCGACCAGACGGCACGGGCCCGGCCUCCCGCCGUGGCUCCGUGCUAGGUCCCGCCUCGUCCUUUUCGCGCCGCAACUCGCGGGCCGGGCCAGACGCAGGUCUUCGGGGUCGGCGGCCAUCCCUGGGCCCCUUGCCCCCUCUAGGCUCGUGGGUCAGCUCCUCUGGCUUACUCCUGGCGACCGCCCGCUGAGCAGCGCCCUCGUACCGCACGGAGUCGGCGCCACGGGAGCGCUGUGAGGCCGCGUACACACAGCAGGCCCUGGAAGCGGCGUUGGAGGCAGGAUUGCGCGAAGCGUGCUCCUCCCACGCCGAGGCCGGGCGGCUGGCGCCGGAGCUGUGUGAGCUGGUGCACGUGCGCCUGCGCGAGCUCAGCCCGCCGCGCUACAAGCUGGUGUGCAGCGUGGUGCUGGGGCCGCGCGCCGGACAGGGCAUGUGCGUGGUCAACCGCGCGCUCUAGGACUGGGCCCGCGACAGGCUGGCCACGGCCGCAGUCACCAACGCCUCCUUCUUCGCUGUGGCCACGGUCCACAGGCUCUACUGCGAGUGAGGACUCCCCCGAGUUUUGCAAAAACGGUUUAUUAUACCAGGAGGAGGCCCUCCCUGGGGCUCACAUCCCAAUAAAUAAAUGUCUGUCAAUAAAUAAAA
Molecule: messenger RNA, 800 nt
Organism: Orcinus orca (killer whale)
Lineage: Eukaryota; Metazoa; Chordata; Mammalia; Artiodactyla; Delphinidae
Gene: DYNLT4
Product: dynein light chain Tctex-type 4
Exons: 1
Biological process (GO): microtubule-based movement
Cellular component (GO): cytoplasm; cytoplasmic dynein complex
Molecular function (GO): dynein intermediate chain binding
Source: RefSeq, a predicted model, not a curated record